GAGCACAGCACAGGCGAUCCUGGUGGGGAUUUACCGAUCAGAUAUCUCUGUUAUGUCCGAGCUCAAGUUUGUGUUAAAACGGGAGUGCGCGUGGUCGCCUGUAAACCCACUCCGCCGUGGAAAAGUCUUGUUUGCGCUGCGUUUUGCGACACUAUGUUAUCCAGCAUGCGCCGGCACAGCCUCCGGCUCCACUCUGAGCUCCACCGCUGGAGCAUCUGUGACCCGGGGAAUCGGCGGCCCUCGGACAGCCUCCUCACCCGUGUGCCCGCCUGCAUCUCCCGCUCCAAGUCCUGCAGCGGCUCCGCGGGAGAGUCGGACGGCUGCCGGGGCAGUUGGUCCUCCUCGGACUCGGUCAUUUCGUCGGACUCCGUCGGAGAAUCGCCCCCUCCUACCGCGUACCGCGUGGUGCUGCUGGGGGCCAGUGGGGUCGGGAAAACCGCUUUCGCCAGUAUCUUCGCAGGAGCUGCGGACAGCAUGGACAGCGACGAGUGCGAGCUGUGCGGAGAUGAAGUGUUUGAAAAGGAAGUUGAAGUGGAUGGAGAGGCUGCAACAGUUACUCUGAUUGACACAUGGGACUCUGAGUUGGACGAUGACAGUGUUCAGGACUGCCCCAUGCAGUCUGGUGAUGCCUACCUCCUCCUGUACUCCAUCACUGACCGAGCAUCCUUCCUCAGAGCGUCUGAGCUGCGGAUCACUCUUCGCCAGUUUCGCCCGGCGGAGCAGACACCCAUCAUUUUAGUGGGCAACAAGUGUGACCUGGUGCGCCGCAGAGAAGUUUCAUCCAGUGAGGGCCGUGCCUGUGCCGCUGUGUUUGACUGCAAGUUCAUUGAGACAUCGACCGCGAUGCAGCACAACGUGUGGGAGGCUUUUCACGGCAUUGUCCGACAGCUGCGUCUGCGCCGAGACUCGAAGGAAGCAAAUAAACGGCGCCGUUACGUGAAGAGCAGCACACGGAGAGAGAGCCUGCCCCUAAAGGCCAAACGCUUCAUUGACAAAGUGGUGGCCAAGAACAACCCCAGUGUCGCGGUUUGGCUCAAAUCCAAAUCCUGCCACGACCUCUCUGUGCUGUAGGGGUUACAAUUUGGGGAUUUAAUAAUUUCUGAUUCUGUUCAAAGUUCAGUUUAAAUCGUGUCGAGAAGAACUGACCAAAAGACUGAACUUGAAACUUACAAACUAACACAAGAAUCACAUUUCAGAAAAUGUUUGUACAGAUCUAAACUAUACAGAUAGCAGUUUUUAUGCAGAAUAAGACAGGAGAUUUUGUUGUUUGUAGAGGAAAUUAUGGCACUUUAAACAUUUGUAUUCUUUGUGAUUCGCUAAUUGGGUCCAUUCAGAUUUUGAUUUGAUUGCAAUGAGUCCUGCAGACCUAGUAGAGGUCUUGCACAUUACUCCUCUUUAUUGGACAGGUGGAUUUAGUCUGGCCCUGGACACUUUAAUGGACAGUGACUCAGAGCUGAUGCACCGCAGUGAUGAGUAUUUAAAACAGUUCCUCCCAAUAAACAUGUUUUACUUUGAGAGGCUAAGAGCACACUACUUUCACAUGUGAGUAUUGGCCCUAAUCCUACACAGACGCUGGGAACACAUGUACACAGGGAACAUGUCAAUUGAAACCUGGACCUUUUUGCUGUGAAGUAGAAGACCUAACCCACUACGCCACUAUACCACCUGAAUGUCAGUGAAUGAACUUUAUCACACUGUUUUGUGCUGUUCUUGACCAGUGGCUCAUUUUCAUCUUUUUCCUGUGAUGGUCAGUAUCAAAGCUGACAUACUACUGUGAUAUUUUGAGUCUAACUAAACUGUUAAGGUUGUUAGUUGCCAAAAUUAAUAAGCUACAGAUUAAAACAUCUGAUCAAAUUUUGUAAAUAUUUUUGUCAAGUUAAUGUCAAGUGUAUAUACAAAGGAUUUCUGUGUAUUUUCUUAUCUGUAGAUUCAAUG
Periophthalmus magnuspinnatus is the source of this 1935-nucleotide messenger RNA. RefSeq names its product GTP binding protein overexpressed in skeletal muscle (gene gem). Gene Ontology annotation, cellular component: plasma membrane. Lineage: Eukaryota; Metazoa; Chordata; Actinopteri; Gobiiformes; Gobiidae. The transcript has 5 exons. Bases 154 to 1071 code for a protein of 305 amino acids. Gene Ontology annotation, biological process: negative regulation of high voltage-gated calcium channel activity. The record is from RefSeq and is a predicted model, not a curated record. Gene Ontology annotation, molecular function: GTP binding; calcium channel regulator activity; GTPase activity.